CAACAUCACAAUUGAUUACGUACCAAACAUAAAACGUAUUGUGUAAUUUAGUAGCUAUGGUUCCAGCAAACCAUUCAUUACGUUCACAGUUCAAGGUAGCCAUGUUAUGGGAUUACUAACGAAAUAAACAUGGCAUCGGCAACGGGUAAGAGUGGAAGGAGAUCAGCCGGCGACAGAAGAGACAGAACCGCAACCCUCUGGAAGUAAUGGCAUGUCUGAUGUAUCCCAUAAAGUAAUAUCGUGCGAGAAAGAUGCUGCAAUGGGAGAUAUAACAACAAAGAAAUCGAGAGUGGAUUUACAGUCAUUACCAACUAGGCAGUAUUUGGAUCAGACAGUUGUCCCCAUUUUACUUCAAGCUCUAUCAACAUUAGCAAAAGAAAGGCCACCAGAUCCCAUCAACUUUCUAGCUGGAUACUUGCUCAAAAACAAAUCACAGUAUGAACAGGGCACAGGCGUGUCUCCAUCUGCAGGCCAAUGAAAGUCGCAGAGAAACUGUACCAGUACCACAGACAUUGCUGAAUUGUGUAUUUUGAUAUUAUUUGAAGGUGGAUGUGUGUUCAUUUCAUUAUCUCAGUUUAUUUAUCGGUCUUUUCUUUUUGCUUUGUUGAGUCUCAGUAGUGUCAGGCUUGCAGCUCCCUUUAUUUAUGUGACAGAGUGAUUAAUAAAUGAGUUGAAGAAAGCAGUCUUCUGGGAUGUGGCGCCGUGUAGAUAUUGUGUUAACCGACGUUUUGGAGGAACAUAUCCCAUCCAUCUGGUCAUGCUGGUUCUUCACUUGCAGAUUUUCUUCUUUUUUCUUCUACCCUGAAGGUGGAGGCGAUACGUUCUUCCGAAACGUCAGUU
Cryptotermes secundus is the source of this 840-nucleotide messenger RNA. RefSeq names its product protein dpy-30 homolog. Gene Ontology annotation, cellular component: Set1C/COMPASS complex. The coding region runs from base 212 to 478 and encodes 88 amino acids. Lineage: Eukaryota; Metazoa; Arthropoda; Insecta; Blattodea; Kalotermitidae. The record is from RefSeq and is a predicted model, not a curated record. The transcript has 4 exons.